UUCCGUCACACCAAAUAUGGGCGAGAGACCAUUGCGGUUGCACUAGGAUGUCUGUCCUAUAUCUGUCGGUUGACGCCAUCCUGAUCUGGAGCUGAACUAGCCUUCGCUUCUGUCCGCGCCCGUUGAACAGCUCGCCAGCCCGAUCUCGGAAGCUGCGCAAAGCAGAGGAGAUCAAGACCUGAACAUAGUUCCGAUAAGAUCACAGCAAGCUGAGAUGGGUUUCCUUUUACAGUCUGCAACAGCGGCCUUGGCGCUCUUCGCAGCCGCCCCGACCGUCGUGCAAGCAGCCAAGUUUUGCGACGGGCCCGUGUGCUACUCCGAGUUCGUCAGCACACAGCGCGUCGCCUACCGCGUCGCCGUGCCCGACACGGCGGCCCGGGGCACAGCCUUCGACGUGCUGAUCCAGAUCGUGGCGCCCCGCGCCGUCGGCUGGGCCGCGCUGGCCUGGGGCGGCCAGAUGACCAACAACCCGCUCACCAUCGCCUACUCCAACGGCGGGACGGGCGCCGUCGUGAGCAGCCGGCGAGCAGUCUCCCGCACCGCCCCGUCGCCCUACCCGGGGGCGAGCUACGCCGUCUUCGGCACGUCGACGACCAACGCGACGCACUGGCGCCUCGACGCGCUGUGCAGCGGCUGCAGCGCGUGGACGGGCGGGAGCGUCGACCCGGCGGGCGCGGCCGUCACCAUCGCGUGGGCGUCGAGCGCGCGCGCGCCCACCACGCCGUCGAGCAACACGAGCACCAUCGCCAUCCACGACAACAAGGCCCGUGUCGCCUUUGACCUUGCGGCGGGGCGCAUCGCGAAUUUUACGCAGCUUGUCGCCGCCAAGAGGGCGGGGGUCACUCCUGACAACUGGACCCACAAGGUGUAUUAG
Messenger RNA from Gaeumannomyces tritici R3-111a-1, 874 nucleotides. RefSeq lists its product as hypothetical. The coding region runs from base 215 to 874 and encodes 219 amino acids. NCBI's taxonomy places the organism in Eukaryota, Fungi, Ascomycota, Sordariomycetes, Magnaporthales, Magnaporthaceae. The transcript is spliced from 3 exons. The record is from RefSeq and is a predicted model, not a curated record.